Messenger RNA from Oreochromis niloticus (Nile tilapia), 1123 nucleotides. Its product is annotated as chitin synthase chs-1. Gene Ontology annotation, biological process: chitin biosynthetic process. Gene Ontology annotation, cellular component: cell septum; cell periphery. Gene Ontology annotation, molecular function: chitin synthase activity. The transcript is spliced from 8 exons. Bases 81 to 998 code for a protein of 305 amino acids. The record is from RefSeq and is a predicted model, not a curated record. NCBI's taxonomy places the organism in Eukaryota, Metazoa, Chordata, Actinopteri, Cichliformes, Cichlidae.
GCAAAAUACGGCAGAAGGGAGCGGCCAAAGAGUGAACUGUCAAAAACUUAGGUAUUCUGAAGGUGUAUCUGUGUGCGACCAUGUGGCACGAGACCUACGAGGAGAUGAUGAACAUUAUCAUAUCAAUAUUCAGACUGGACGAGUACAGACCAAAAGAAGACCCAAAGAGCAAUGAUUUCACCUUUAAAGCUCAUAUCUACUUUGAUGAUGCAUUUGAAGCUGUUGGGGGGAGUCGCCAUCUGAAUAAAUAUGCCAAGAACCUUGUAGAAGUUAUUAAAGAGGUUUUUGGCAUCUUCAAGAACAUUGAUCACAAGUUCUUCAAAAAGCAGCAACAAGUCCCUGAUCAGAAAAUCAUACAGACGCCAUAUGGGGGUCGUCUUAUUGUCAACAUGCCUCAAGGGAACAAAAUUGUGGUUCACUUCAAGGAUAAAGAACUUAUCCGUCACAAAAAGAGAUGGUCUCAGAUCAUGUAUCUUUACUAUCUCCUGGGCUGGAAACUCACGAGAAAAUUUUACACUCGUUGGCAGAAGGGAGAGGAUGAGCAGAAGCUAAAAGAACAAGCUCAGAAAGAGAAGCACAACACCUACAUCCUGGCUUUGGAUGGGGACACUGACUUCCAGCCUGCUUCUGUGAUGUUGCUCAUCGACUGUCUGAGAAUAUACCCUCAUGUUGGGGCAGCAUGUGGCCGGAUUCAUCCCACUGGAUCAGGUCCUGUUGUUUGGUUCCAGAAGUUUGAGUAUGCUGUUAGUCACUGGCUGCAGAAGACAGCGGAGCACGUGAUUGGCUGCGUGCUGUGCAGCCCCGGCUGCUUCAGUCUAUUCAGAGCAGAGGCCCUAAUGGAUGACAAUGUGAUGAAGACAUAUUCUACCGAGUCCAAAGAGCCCAGUCACUACAUCCAGUAUGACCAAGGUUCUUUGCCACCGGUGACUCCUUCAAGACCAUUGCGUUCAGUUUCAGAGUCGAUGUGUCCACGGUGUGCCAGAUCACUCCCCAGGUAGCAACGGCCAUCUGGGACUGUCUAGUGGACAACUUCAUGGCUGUGCCUUCAACUGCAGACUGGCGGUCCAUCACAGAGAGAUUCCAGGAGCGCUGGAACUUCCCUCUCUGCUGUGGAGCUCUGGAU